This is a messenger RNA of Mandrillus leucophaeus (drill), 2979 nucleotides long. RefSeq names its product ecdysoneless homolog (Drosophila) (gene ECD). The transcript has 14 exons. NCBI's taxonomy places the organism in Eukaryota, Metazoa, Chordata, Mammalia, Primates, Cercopithecidae. The record is from RefSeq and is a predicted model, not a curated record. Gene Ontology annotation, cellular component: nucleus.
GCACAGCAGUGACGACACACAAGGUUCCGGGGACUGAGCGGGUUUCAGGCUUUCAGGAUUUCUGCUGGCCACAGGUCCCGGGCAGGCGUCGGGACAGAGCCUGAUCCAGGCUUCGGCGGCCUGUGGCAGCUCUCGAUCAGCUCUCGGAGUCGGAGAGGCGGCUAAGGAAAGGUGCCACAGCAGAGACGCGCAGGAGAGGCCCUGGAACCUUUUCAAAGAAGAAUGGAAGAAACCAUGAAGCUUGCUACAAUGGAAGACACAGUGGAGUACUGCCUGUUCCUGAUACCAGAUGAAUCAAGGGACUCAGAUAAACACGAAGAGGUUCUUCAGAAGUAUAUUGAGAGAAUAAUGACCCGGUUUGCACCUAUGCUGGUCCCCUACAUCUGGCAGAAUCAGCCUUUCAAUCUCAAAUAUAAACCUGGGAAAGGAAGUGUUCCUGCUCAUAUGUUUGGCGUGACAAAGUUUGGGGAUAAUAUUGAGGAUGAAUGGUUUAUUGUUUAUGUAAUAAAGCAGAUCACAAAGGAAUUUCCAGAGUUAGUAGCAAGGAUUGAAGACAAUGAUGGUGAAUUCUUGUUAAUAGAAGCUGCUGACUUUCUCCCUAAAUGGUUGGAUCCUGAUAAUAGCACCAAUAGGGUAUUUUUCCACCAUGGAGAAUUGUGUAUUAUUCCUGCACCAAGAAAACCUGGAGCAGAAUCUUGGUUACCCACCACACCUCCAACAAUUCCACAAGCAUUGAAUAUAAUCGCAGCACAUCCAGAAAAAAUACUUGCUUCAGAAUCUAUACGAGCUGCUGUGAGUAGGCGCAUCAGAGGGUACCCAGAAAAAAUUCAGGUCUCCCUUCAUCGAGCACACUGCUUCCUUCCAGCUGGCAUUGUGGCAGUGCUAAAGCAGCGCCCCAGAUUGGUGUCUGCAGCAGUCCAGGCAUUUUACCUACGAGACCCUAUUGACCUGCGAGCCUGUCGUGUUUUCAAGACAUUCUUGCCUGAAACACGAAUAAUGACAUCGGUCACAUUCACUAAAUGUCUAUAUGCACAGUUGGUGCAACAAAGGUUUGUGCCAGACCGGCGGAGUGGAUACAGGCUGCCCCCUCCAUCUGAUCCCCAGUACCGAGCCCAUGAAUUGGGCAUGAAAUUGGCUCAUGGAUUUGAGAUCUUAUGCUCCAAAUGUAGCCCACGUUUUUCUGAUUGCAAGAAAUCCCUUGUGACUGCCUCACCACUCUGGGCCAGUUUCCUUGCAAGUCUGAAAAAGAAUGAUUACUUUAAGGGACUGAUAGAAGGUUCUGUUCAGUACCGGGAAAGGCUAGAAAUGGCAGAGAAUUACUUCCAGCUCUCAGUAAACCGGCCAGAAAGGUGAGCUGGAGUGCAGUGACGCGAUCUCGGCUCACUGCAAGCUCCGCCUCCCGGGUUUACGCCAUUCUCCUGCCUCAGCCUCCCGAGUAGCUGGGNUCAUAGUUCUCUUGCUAUGAGCCCUGGUGAAGAAAUCUUAACCUUAUUACAGACAAUACCAUUUGAUAUAGAAGACCUUAAGAAAGAGGCAGCUAAUCUUCCUCCAGAGGAUGAUGACCAGUGGUUAGAUCUCUCACCAGAUCAGCUGGACCAGCUGCUGCAGGAAGCUGCUGGCAAAAAAGAAUCAGAGUCUAUUUCCAAGGAGGAGAAGGAGCAGAACUAUGACUUAACUCAAGUCUCAGAGAGCAUGAAAGCUUUCAUAUCCAAAGUCUCAACCCACAAGGGAGCAGAGCUGCCUCGAGAACCUUCUGAAGCUCCAAUAACUUUUGAUGCAGAUUCUUUUCUUAAUUAUUUUGAUAAGAUUUUAGUUCCCUCCAUGAAUAAGGAACCUGUAUCCCAGACUACUGACAACAAUUCAGAUCAGGAAGAUUCUGAUACAGGAGAAUCUGUUAUGGCACCAGUAGAUGUGGACCUGAACCUGGUUUCAAAUAUAUUGGAAUCCUAUAGCUCCCAAGCUGGACUGGCAGGACCCGCUUCCAAUCUUUUACAAAGCAUGGGAGUGCAACUGCCUGACAACACCGAUCACAGACCAACAAGUAAGCCAACGAAAAAUUAACCAGCACAUUUAGCUUCUCUUUUCUCUUUUUAAAUAAAUAUUGAAUAUGAUUCUGUUCAUUUCUAGUUUAGAUUACUCAUUUAGUAAAAAUGUUUCUUCAUUACAAGUUUUACAGAUUGACUUCUCCUACAUGAGAAUUGUGGCCCUCUUGGCACAAGUCUUUGUGAUCUCAGCUGUGGGUUACACACAGGUUUUGAACUUGGCAGGGUAGAAUCUAACCCCUAGACAACUUUGAGAUGAAAUUCACACACUUUGUGCUAAGGACAUGGCCUACCACAAUAUACCCUUGGAGUAAUUCUAAAUAUUUAAAUUUCUCCCUUACUGCUAUUCAUCCUCAGAUCAAAAUUUCAAGCUGACAGAUUUGGAUUUGAUAACUCAUUCACUUUUUCUUUUCAAUUUUUUUAAUGUGGCAUAACAUGCAUAUGGUUAAGUGCACAAAUCUUGAGUGUACAGUCAGUGAAUUUUUACAUGUAUGUAUGUACCUGAAGCAAGAUAUAGAACUUAUUUACUUGUAAAUAACAGCUAUAUUGAGAUAUAAGUCACAUACCAAAAAAUUUACCCUUUAUACAAUUCAGGGGUUUUUAGUAUAUUUACAAAAUUGUGCAACCAUCACCACCAUCUAAUUCUAGAAUAUUAGAAACCCCAUACUCACUAAUAGUCUCUCAUUCCCUUCCACUCCCAGCCCCUAGAAACCACUAGUUUACUUUCUGUCUCUAUGGAUUUGCCUAUUUUGGACAUUUCAUACCUGAUACUGUACUUAAUUGUUUUAAUUAAUUAAUUGGUUUGAUAUUUAAUAUAGCUGAUAUAUCUAUUGCUAAGAUGAAAUGUUUCUUAAAAUGAUUCUCAUAUUCCUCCUAAAAUAAAUCAUUAUCUAUAUAUCAUAAAAUUCACCAUUAAAAGCAAAAAAAAAAGUCUUCU